AUGGAUUCUAACGAUUUGAAGCAUCAACAGAUGGAAGAGGAAAUGAAACGAUUUGAGACGGAGAUUAGUUCUCAGCCUUCAACCGCUUCUUUUCCUACUACAACUUAUCAAUAUUCUCAACCUGGAACUUAUCCCAAUCCUUAUGUUCCCGGAUCUCAGUUCGCUUCUCCUUCCUUAAUGGGAACUAACCCGUAUUUUGCUAAUGCCAAUGGUAUCUACAUGCCACCAUCGUAUGGCAUGACUCCAAAUUAUAUGGUUCCUCCUCAAGUAGCUACUACAAUUUCUACCACACCGAUUAUUCAAGCCCAACCUAGUGUUAUUAGUGCUCCACCUCAAGUUGCAGCCCCAUCACAACUUGCGGCCGCAGUGAAGGCAAACAAAGAGGCGGAAGCUGCCGCAAAGUUGGCCACCGCAGAUGACAACAUCGAGGUUGAUGAUGAUGUCACUCGAGCUCUUUUGGCUGCGGCAGCUGGUGUCACUUAUAAUCACUCCACAGCCGUGGCUACUUCUGUUUCAUCUGCCACGACCACUACUCCUGACACAAAUUCAGCAUCCACAGCUGUAACUUCAACGACGACACCUAAAGUUGUCCCCUCGGUUCCUGCUAAGACCGUCAUUGUUCCACAAAGCCUCCUACCUACACAGUUAGCUUCCUCUUCUCGCUUAUCUGCAAUCGAUCAGGCGAAAUGUCGUUCCAAGUCUAGCUACGCGGAAGAACUCUAUCCCUUCCAGAAAAAGGUUUAUAAACGAAUUGCUGCAGGAAUGGUUUGGGAAGAUCCGACACUUGCUGAUUGGGAUCCUAAUGACUUUCGGAUAUUCUGUGGAGAUCUGGGCAAUGAGGUCAAUGACGAUACCCUCAUCCGAGCCUUCUCUCGAUACCCCUCCUUCCGGAAAGCCAAGGUAAUCAUCGAUAAGCGAACGGGCAAAUCUCGAGGGUACGGAUUUGUAAGCUUCUCCGACCCAAACGAUUUCACCCGGGCAAUGCGGGAAAUGAAUGGCAAGUAUGUCGGAAAUCGGCCAAUCAAGCUGAAGAAAAGUGAUUGGAAGAGCCGACAACUGGAGACCUUUAAGAAGAAGGAGAAGGAAAAGAGGAAGUUGGGACUACGGAUCUAA
Rodentolepis nana is the source of this 1113-nucleotide messenger RNA. The record is from the annotation of a GenBank genome assembly. Lineage: Eukaryota; Metazoa; Platyhelminthes; Cestoda; Cyclophyllidea; Hymenolepididae.